Saimiri boliviensis boliviensis (Bolivian squirrel monkey) is the source of this 5829-nucleotide messenger RNA. RefSeq lists its product as uncharacterized. Gene Ontology annotation, molecular function: nucleic acid binding. Gene Ontology annotation, biological process: DNA integration. Lineage: Eukaryota; Metazoa; Chordata; Mammalia; Primates; Cebidae. The record is from RefSeq and is a predicted model, not a curated record.
CUGGCUGUGGUGUCAGAGAGCUGCUUGAUGAGGUGGCUUGUCUGCCUGUCGGGACACUACUGGGUUUCUAGACUCCUUCAGGUUUCCAGGGAAGCUUACUGUGUCUUUUUUGUUUAUGCUGGGAGAUUAGGCCCGCCUCUUCCACUGACCUGUAGGUGCUGCUGGAUUGUCAAGAAUGCCAUCCCGUUACUAUGUAGGCUUCCUGUGUUUUGUUAAAACAUGUAGCCCAGUCCCACCCCUCUAGUGGUGGGUUGUGUUCUUCUUCCACUGGGCGGGAUCAUUCAGGGUUCAUCUCAGACUGUGGCACUGGCUGCACAACCCAUUAGAGUCAGAGCUUCAGCCCUCUGGGGUUUGUUGGGGAGGUUAGGGACCUGCUCAGCCGCCCCAGGCAGUCUCCUGCUUUCAGCUUCCUCUCUCUCCAGGCCAGGGGAGGGGGCAAUAGCUCAGUCUGCAAACUCUUUUUCAACUCCGCACUUGUAAUUCCUGGCGCUUGACUGGCAAAGAUCCCCUGUUCUGUGUAUUGCUGAGGCUUUGCGGGAAGUGCUGUAUCUGGACUGGAGCACCAGAGGUGGAGCCUCUGACUCGCCAGUCAGAUGCACUUUCUGGGUGAAGCAGCACUCCUCCCCGCCUCGGUCUGCCCUGAGUGUGCUUUGCUCACCCUCCAGCCAGACCCAUUGAAAUGCACCUGGUACCUCGGUUAGAGCUAGGAGAUCUCUGGGUUUCUGUGUCUCCCGCUGCUUGCCUCGUGGACUCCCUGCUCCUAAUCAUGGCUGUUUCAGGGACUCCUUCCCAUCUCACAGUGGGUCAGGCCCCAGCCUCAUCUCGAAGGACCUGAGCAUAGCGGAGAUGUCCCUAUACUCUUGUCUUCUCCCCAUAAGGGGUUUUCCAGGGGUCAGGAAUCUAAGGGAGACGUCCCCAUCUUCCUGAACCCUCUCCGGUGUUCAGUAGUGCAGUCCAGGACGACUUCCGAUCAUCUCCGCAGUAGCGGCCAAGGUUAGAGUAUUCAGAAGCCCCAUUUGCAGACCCCGGCCCUGCCUAACAGCAGGACCAAAUCCCCAGCUUACGCUACUAAAACUUCUAUCUCAAAUCAUCCCUUUGGCACACAAACCCCCGUUAAUUAAAUAACUGUACUUCCUGUUUCUCUUCCUACCCCUGGCAUGAGUGAGUUUGUGUGUAGUCCCAUGGCCCAACGGCUACAGGGCUUGUGUGGGCCUCAACCUGCAGGUUCCAUGGGGACAUCAUAAGGCCUAAAGAUGAUUCACCUCAGGACUGAAAGUUCUGAGGUGACCAGGCCUGGCAGUUAUACGGGUACACCUUAGCCAAGAUGCCCUGAAACAUCCCUUAGGGGACAUAGCCAGGAAGCCAUCAGACUGAUCUCCCAUUGGGGGGCACCCAACCUUUGUCUGUCAAUCCUAUAUGUGGUUCCGUCUUUAAUGUAAAUUAGCCAGUUUUGUUAGACUCUUGUUAGCUGAUAUACAGUGGGUUAGGCCUGGUUCCCUUGAAGUAAGAAAUGUUCUAUAGUGGGUAACAGACCACUGGCUGCAGGGAACCUUUACUGAAUUUAUGCUCCUAAAAGUAACUCUGUUCUCUUUCCUUCUCCUCUUCUUCUACUACUGAGCCUCACUUCCUCUAACUCUGCCAUGCGGCAAAUAGCCCUAGCACUGUCUCUUUCUAUUUUCUUUCUUAUUAUAAUCAUUGUAGCCUGUAGGUUCUCUCAGCCACCCCCUCCAGGACAGGAGUAUUUCUACCCAUGUUGGAUAUAAUAUCUUUUUAUAACCCUUCCUCACCCCUAACUACCCCAUGACAGAGCAUGAACUAGGGGUCUAGGCGGGGCUCCUGAUUACCCAAAGUCUCCAUUGGGAUGUCUAGUCCAAAAUUUACCUAAACUGGGCCUUUCCAUAAAAAAUAAAAGGCUGCUCUUCCUCUCCACCAUGGCCUGGCCACAGUACUCUCUGGACAACCAGUCUAAGUGGCCUUCAGAGGGCACACUUGACUUCAAUGUCCUGACAGAUUUAGAUGAACUUUUGCCAAAGGAACAGCAAGUGGUCAGAGGUCCCUAUGUCCAGGCCUUUUGGUAUCUGCUGCUCCCGAUCCGGCCCUCUGCUCCUCUUAUUCCUCUGCCCAGGUCCUGUUAGCCAAAACCACACCUUUGCCCUCAGCUCCGCCCAGCUCUGCACUCUCCAAAAACCCGGAAGUCCUGUCUUGCCAAGCCCUCUUUACCAACCCUCCUCCUUAUGUGGGGCCUCAACUCCCUCCUCCCUCUUCUCCUUCUCCUCCCCAAAGCCCUAAAAUAGCUUCCCCUGUCAGUGCUCACACCCACUCUCACGACCCCCCACUCCUCUGCCCUUUGCGUGAGGUAGCUGGGGCUGAGGGUGUUGUACGAGUGCACAUUCCGUUUUCUCUCUCUGACCUAUCGGCUAUCCAGAAGCGCCUGGGGUCUUUCUACACUAACCCGACUGCCUACAACAAAAAGUUCCGCUAUCUUACCUAACCUAUCUUAUCUAACCUGGCAUGACACGUAUGUAAUCCUAUCCUCCACCCUCACCCCAGAUGAGCGUGACCGCAUCCUUACAGCAGCCCGGGCGCACGCUGAUCAAGUGCAUCUCACAGUCAGAUGCCAGUAGGUGCAGUGGCAGUCUCCGAGGCCUACUGGAAUUAUCAAACUGGUCAAGAUGGCUGCCACCACCAAAACCAAAUGCUACAGUGCCUCCUAGCGGGCAUGCAAAGCGCAGCCCCAAAGGUAGUUAAUUAUGGACAAAUUUAAGGGAAAUAACUCAGGGCCCUAUUGAAAACCCCACCACCUUUCUCGAUUGACUAACUAAUGCUAGGAUCCUCCAUAACUGGCUGGAUCCGGCCUCUUUAGUGGGGGCUACAGUUCUAGCCACCCAUUUCAUCUCUCAGUCAGUGGCUGAUAUUAGAAAGAAACUUAAAAAGGCUGAGGAGGGCCCUCAAACUCCCAUACGAGACCUGGUAAACAUGGCAUAUAAAGUUUUUGAUGGCCAAGAGGAAAAGGCUGAGGCCACCUGCCAGGCCCAUCUAUAGGAAAAGGUGAGCCGCCAAACCCAAGCUCUUGUGGCAGCCCUGAGGCCGGCAGCCCACCAGGUGCCUGGUGGAGAGGGGGGUCCAUCAAAGCCUGCCAAGAACUCUGGGGGCGCUCCACCUGAGCACUGUUUCAAGUGCGAUCAGGAAGGACACUGGGCACAGUCAGUGUCCAUGUCCCCAACCACCUACCAAGCCCUGCCCAGACUGCAAGCAGCUUGGACAUUGGUGCGGUGAUUGCCCAUCCCGGACUACAGGCUCACCCCCCCACACCUCUGUGUGGAGAGCAGGACAGUCCACAGGAGGCGAUCCCAUCACUGGAACUUCUUGGCAUGCUGGAUGACUGACAAGGGCCAGACUCAAGGACGCCCAUCACCCUUGCCGAGCCCAGGGUAACGCUACAGGUAGCAGGUAAGUCCAUUUCCUUCUUAAGUGGACAUGGGGGCUACCUAUUCUGUACUUGCCUUCCUACUCAGGACCUAGCAUACCUUCCUAGGUUUCAGUCACUGGCAUUAAUGGAAAGCCUUCCUGCUCUAAUCAAACUCAUCCUUUAGCCUGUGUCCUCGAGGGACACCCCUUUUCCCACUCCUUUUUAAUCAUACCCUCCUGCCCAGUCCCCCUUUUAGGACGAGAUAUUCUCCAGACUGUGGGGGCCUACUCUCCAACUCACUGGCCCCCCACACUCAAGCCCAUCACCCACCCACCUCCGACGGCCCCUCCUAACUGACACCAUGCCCUGUCUUAACCCCUCGCUUCAACCCCCUAUUCCUCCCGAUGUAGUUAAUCCCUUGGUAUGGGAUACCUCUAAGCCUGUAGUGGCCAGACACCACACGCCAGUUAAAAUACUUCUAAAAUCCUACCCACUUUCCCUCACGUCCUUAGUUCCCCAUCUCAAAAACAAACCUGUCAAGGCCUGAAGCCUAUCAUCACCCACUGCUAGCCCAGGAACUACUCACUAACCACAUCACAAAAGGUGGAGCUCAUUGCCCUAACCCGAGCUCUUACACCAGCACAGGGAAAGUGAGCAAAUAUCUAUACUGGCUUAAAAUAUGCUGUUCUUAUUACCCACUGCCACUCUGCCCUCUGAAAAAGCGGGAAUUCCUUACCACAAAGGGGUCCCCCAUAAUCAAUGCUACCCAAAUCUCUAAUCUCCUGCAGGCCCUGUCACUGCCCAGAGAAGUUGCUGUCAUUUACCCCCAGGGGCACCAGGCCCAGCAGGAUGCCGUUUCCAGGGGCAAUGCAAGGGCAGAUGCAGCAGCAAAAUCUUUAACCAAUACCACAUUAACCCCAACUCCAGUCAUUUUUCUCACCACGGCCAUGCCGCCAGUCUACUCGCCAUCAGAAAAACAGGCCCUUAUAUCGAAAGGAGGAACCAAAUCUGAUAAGGGCUGGAUCUUCUUAAAUGACAGGAUCGCCCUUCCAUGGGAACAGGCCCCUAAAAUUAUUACUGAAAUCCACCAAUCCUUACAUAUAGGGCCUAAGGUGUUACACCGCUUUGUGCAGCCCCUCUUUUUCUCACCAGGUCUACAACAGACGACUGACCAGGUACACAAGGCAUGCAUUACUUGCUCUAAGGUCUCACCUCAGGGAGGCUUAAGGUUUCCUACCCACCAAACGCAUGGCAACCUGCUGGCCCAAGACUGGCAAAUUGAUUUUACUCAUAUGCACACUCACAAGAAACUCCACUACCUCCUAAGCUUUUCUGCAUGGAUUGAAGCCUUUCCUACCUCCAGGGAAACCGCGGACAUGGUGGCCUCCCUCUUAGUUCAAGAAAUCAUCCCAAGUUUCGGCUUGCCUGCAACCAUCCGGUCAGACAACGGUCCAGCAUUUACAGCUCAGGUGGUCCAGCUGGUCGCCAAGUCUCUCAGCAUCUCCUGGAAACUGCACAUCCUCUACCACCCUCAGUUGCCAGGACCAGAAAACCCCCACCCAGUGACGCCUCUCCAACCAGGCAACAGCGUUCUCCUCCGAGAGCUCAAACCAGGAUCUUUGCAGCCCCGGAAUCCUGAACUAAGGGCCCCACCACCAGGACCCAUUAUCUUGCACAGGCAAACUGCCAAACAGGCAGCUGUCAGUCUACUGUCUCCAUCAUCAUCCAAGGCGGCUGUCCGUCUACCAUCUCCAUCCUCAUCCCACACGGUUUUUACAGGCCCGCAUAAGGAAAAUUUCCAGGGUGGCUGUAAACCAGAUGCUGCUUCACCCCUAUGUCCGACUCCCAGCCGAAGCACCAGCCAGCUGACCGCCCCCCACACUCUGCCCCUACUCAGCAGGAAGUAGCCAGAAAGAAGCAGCGUCCUCUAUCAUCAAAAGGGUCAGAAUGUAAGGCCGGUUGCCUCGCCAGGAGCUCGGACAUGACCAUCCCUCUCUGUGCCUGAAAACUACGUCACCACGCCACGCUCGACAUCAAGCCCUGCACUCAGCAUCUAGCUCCGCCAUGUGGCUUCCCCAACGCCCACUUCUACGCUCCGCACCAGAAUCUGCACUCCACACUAAACUCUGCACUCAGCACCUAGCCCGCCAUUGGAAAACCCCACCAAAAUUUAAAAGAAGCCCUGCCAAAACCUGCCCAAUAGCAUUUUGCCCCGUCCAGGUCCCACUCCUGCUGGGCAGCCAGCUCACCGGAAAUCCCACCUACCUACCAAUAGCAGCUUGCCCCGUCCAGGUCCUGUUCCCUCAUAACCAGUCAAGACACCCUCACUCGCUAGAAAAUCCCAUGCCUCGGGAAGUCAGGCACCACUUCCCUGGCCCCUUUCCCCGGGACCAUGGAACCUCACCCGGGAAGUAAAUAAA